This is a messenger RNA of Eremothecium cymbalariae DBVPG#7215, 1419 nucleotides long. It is a transcript of the gene STE3, whose product is annotated as Ste3p. NCBI's taxonomy places the organism in Eukaryota, Fungi, Ascomycota, Saccharomycetes, Saccharomycetales, Saccharomycetaceae. Gene Ontology annotation, cellular component: membrane. The coding region runs from base 1 to 1419 and encodes 472 amino acids. Gene Ontology annotation, biological process: G protein-coupled receptor signaling pathway. The transcript has a single exon. The record is from RefSeq and is a predicted model, not a curated record. Gene Ontology annotation, molecular function: mating-type factor pheromone receptor activity.
AUGGGAUACGCUCAAGUGAUUAUUGCUCUUUCAUUGAUAGCUCUAAUAUUACUGUUACCUCCUUUGGUGUGGCAUGCAAAAACCAGGAAUACACCAGCUAUAAUUCUGAUUAUAUGGCUUUUGAUUGUGAAUGUUAAAUCUAUCAUCGAUGCAGCAAUAUGGGGAGGAGAAGAUUUUGUUAGCAAAUGGAAUGGUUAUGGUUGGUGUGAUAUUGCUAUAAAGCUAGAGAUGGGCUCUAAUGUUGGCGUAUCUUGUGCAGUUGCGAAUAUUGCACAUAAUUUGCAUGUUAUAUUAAAGGCCAAGUCAGUAUUGCCUGAUGCUAGUUCCUGGCGUAAGCUUCUGGUUGAUUUGAGUUUCUGUUUAAUAACUCCAAUAUUAGUUAUGAGUUUGUCAUAUUUGGUUCAAGUUCUCAGAUUUGGGAUUUUUAGAUAUAAUGGAUGUCAGAAUAUGCUUUCGCCUACAUGGGUCACUACAAUGACAUAUACGGUCUGGAUGUUUCUUUGGUCUCUUGUUGGGUUUAUAUAUGCAAUGUUGCUGUUAUGGGUAUUCUAUCAAAAGCGGAAAGAUGUGAGAGACUUAUUACACUGUACUAAUUCAGGGUUGAAUUUAUCUAGAUUUGCAAGACUUUUAAUAUUUUGUUUGGUAAUUAUUCUUAUUAUGUUCCCAUUUUCGGUGUUUUCCUUUGUAUAUGAGCUGAAGAAUGUUGGAGGAGCAUAUAGUUUCGCCGCUAUACAUACGCCCAGUAUGUGGUACUUUAUUCCACACUUUGAUCCUGGUGUUCCGUUGUAUAACAUUUGGCUGUACAUUUUCAUGUCUUAUCUGGUAUUUUUGAUUUUUGGUUUGGGUUCAGAUGCAUUAGCACUAUAUGCUAAAUGCUUAAGAUCCAUAGGUCUAGGUCAAAUACUGGAUAAGUUCAACGGAUAUCUGGAGAAAAAUUCUGACUCUCGUGUAUCCAAAUUGACUGGUCGAUUCAUGAAAAGACAAGGUUAUGAACAGUUCAGUAUCGGUACAAUAAGUGACAGUACUGCUACCUUUAGUUACGACACGAGAUCUACCAAUAGUGCUCCUUCAAACUUUGUUAUCGACUAUGUGCUGCCACAAGAUAUUAAAAGGCAGGAAAGACGAAAAAGGUAUGGCGUUAAAAUGGAAGAACUAGGGUACGGUAAAGAUAAAUCUUUGAAUGAUCUGAUGCUAUCAGUUGAAGACGAUUUGGACUUUAAUGGUCCUGUAGAUUGCUCUCCUUUCGCUGAUAUUUCGCCAUUUACUAAUAUUUCGUUUUCUGAGGAAAUCAACGCCAAACUAAACACUGUAGAAGAAGAAGUACAUAGAAGUAUGCACAGUGGUUCAACUAUAGCAGAUAAUACUACACAUGCAGAGGAUAUAGACUUCAAAUCCGAGUGUAAGUAUAAACAUAAAUGA